Oncorhynchus tshawytscha (Chinook salmon) is the source of this 4288-nucleotide messenger RNA. It is a transcript of the gene klf5b, whose product is annotated as Kruppel-like factor 5b. The coding region runs from base 1965 to 3206 and encodes 413 amino acids. The record is from RefSeq and is a predicted model, not a curated record. Gene Ontology annotation, molecular function: DNA-binding transcription factor activity, RNA polymerase II-specific; RNA polymerase II cis-regulatory region sequence-specific DNA binding. The transcript is spliced from 5 exons. Lineage: Eukaryota; Metazoa; Chordata; Actinopteri; Salmoniformes; Salmonidae. Gene Ontology annotation, biological process: regulation of transcription by RNA polymerase II.
ACAUUGAACUGGGUGAAUGGGAUAUGAAUGACAGUCAUCCCACAUGCUGUAAUAUAAAUAAGGCCAUGCUCAUGAAAAAAAAAUCUAUUGUCCUCGGUGGUCAUAAACAGCACUGACCGUCACUAGUGUGUCUGUCUGUGUGCGUGUGUGUGUGUUUAUUUGGGUGUUUUGGGCAAUUAACUGAACCCUCAACCUGAUGUUUUGUAUGCUGUGCCAACACAUGGACAUACCUGUGUUUCCUGUUUUGACAGGUUACACUGAUCCCUGCCAUUGUUCAUUGGUUACACUGCCAAGUCAAGUGUGGGAACUGAAUCUGACAUGUCACAGAUAGUACCUUCCUGUCAGAGUAUUUUAUCAAACACCCACCCACCCCAAAAUGAUAAGCUCCCUGUUAUUGUAAUGGUGAGUGGUUAGCAUGUCUUUGGGGUAUGAUAUUUGUGCAUCUGUAACUUUCUCACUCAUCAAUAUUGACGAUUCAUUCAGGACUCUCCGUAAUCUUGGCUGCAUCCACAUUCAUCUAAGUAGAAACAUAUUCUAUUCUUAUGUACAAUAAAAGUGACUCCAAAAUGACACUAAACAUUAUUUACCAUUAAUUUAUUUUGGGCACAAAAUGAUCUGAAACACAACCAAAACUAACAUGAAAUGCAUCAAUGAAAGCCUGAUGUAAUCAUUGCAUGCUAUGAAUAUGGGACCAAAUUCUUAACUUUUUACUACUUUAAAUAAACAAAUAAGUUCAUUUGUCCAAAUCAUUUUGGUCUCCUAAAAUGUGAAAUUAAAGUACAAGAAGUACUUUAAUUUCUAAACGGUUCACCCAAUCUGCACUUUAACAUCAUAGCCAGUGUAUAAUUUCAAAUCCAAAGUGCUGUGGUACAGAGCCAAUAAUUUAGGAGCUCACUGUUUAUCAUCAAUAUGUGUCUUAAAAUAAAUACAUAUAUUUUAUUUUGAAAGAAUGACUGUCAAACAAUUUGCAUACAGGGAGGGACAGGGAAUUGUGGUCACAAUGCGGACACAGUGGACAGAUAAGAAACACAUUUUAAUACCAUGUGUAGAUAGAUGCAUGCCUGAAAAUGUGGGCACAAUGUGGACACAGUGGACAGAUAAGAAACACAUUUUAAUACCAUGUGUAGAUAGAUGCAUGCCUGAAAAUGUGGGCACAAUCAGAAUGUAGACAAGUUCAGAACAAAUUAUGAAUUUUAGCACCAGGUAUAAACAAGACUAGAGUGAACAACUAAGACGGACAUAAGGGACAGUUUCCUGGACAGGAGGAACAGUUUGAAACACAAGAACAUCUACUAACAAACACACUGACACAUUAAAUAUACAAAGCAUUCAUCAUCACGUCAAACUUCAUGGGCCCGGUUUCCUAGACAAAGAUUAAGUAGGCUAGGGACAAAAAAAGCAUUGUAUCCGGUAACUUCCAUUGAUGCUAAAUUCAAUAUUACUUGAAUAGGAACUUGUGGGGUUGAUUCCAAGGACCUGUAUAGAAUGUAUCAUCCACAAUGGCCCUCAAAAAGCCUGGUGUCACAAAGGAACAACAAUGUGCUGCUGAAUCAUUCAUUCACAUUCAAGUGUCCUAUUUUAGGUCAAUACGAAGGUACUGUCAUUCUCAUAUACUGCUGGGGGUGAAUAGGUUUUAUGUGUCACAAUGUUAUUUUAAGAGGCUGUGAAUAAGUAAUUGAAUGAAUUAAUAGGUUUCCCCACUUGAAGUUAAUCAUCCCACAAUCAUGUUGCUGCCUUUCCACAUCUUUUGCCUUAUCACUCCUCCCUUCCUUGAAAUGUAAUGUAAAGGCAAAGCUACUCAAUACUUUAACGUUUAUGUUCUGUCUAUUCUGUCUAUUCUGCAUUAUAAACUGGGUGGUUGGAGACCUGGAUGCUGAUUGUCUGACAGCCGUGGGAUAUCAGACCGUAUACCACGGGACGCGCUCGACAACCAUAAACUCGCCGCACCACCACUGGCACACGGGAUGAGAAGAGGAGGAGAAGGAGGAGGAGAAGAAGAAGACGGAGAAGGUCAUGGACAUGGACAAGUCCUAUACAACAUAAGGAAUACAAUCAGUGGCAGCUCUUCAUUCCACGACUACAAUCUGGGUAAAUCUGAGAUGGACAAAUAUCUGUCCCCUUAUCCUCAGGAAGUCCCAGACUCCAGACAGACAUCUUUCACAGAGGACCUUAGUUCCCCAUACAGCAUCAACAUGAGCCUUCUCUUCCCUGACAUCACUUACCUGAGACCGGGCAUAUGUCGGCCUAUGAGACCCAUCAAGACAGAGCCUCUCUCCCACUCCCUCAUGCACCCCAGUUGCCACGGCAACCUUGGUCCAACAACCCUUCUAGAACACCCUGGGCUUUAUGGUGCUUCAACAGACACAGGAAGUAGCAUGUUCAUCAAACAGGAAAUGCACACCCUGGACUUCCCAGAUGUUCCGUUGUCCCAGCUAUUGAACUCUGAGCUAGAGCAGCUGGUGCCUAGUCGUCCAGUGAACUCAGACCUCCACAGCGGGGUCCCCGUGUCCGCCUUGUCGUUCCCUUUCAGCAACGUCCACUUAUCAUCCCCCCAGAGUGCUGUCAAAUCUAUGGGAUGCCCACAAAAUGGUGGCUAUACUCUGCAAACCCAGUUCGCAAGCCAUUCGCAGCAGCGACCAGCCUAUCUUCCUCUGUCCCCGCCCAACUCCAAGCCAGGGAGCCCGGACAGAGGGAAAGAGCUGAUCCAGAAUCUGUUUCUGCCUCCAUCCUAUGCAGCAAGGAUUGCCUCGAAUCUGAGUCCUGGUCUUAUGCCAGUCCAAAGCUCAGGUCUAGGACUUGUUCAGAGUCCAGGUCUUGGACAAGGCCAAAGUUCUAGCCUUGGAGCAGGCCUGAGCCCCGGUGUUGGGCCAGUGUCCCCAGCAUUGGCCCAGACAGGUCCGGGGAGGUGUAACCGCAGGAAUAACCCUGACCUGGAGAGGAGGAGGAUACAUCACUGUGACUUUUCAGCAUGUAAGAAAGUCUACACCAAGUCCUCCCAUUUAAAGGCCCAUUUGCGGACACAUACGGGAGAGAAGCCAUACCAAUGCUCCUGGGAGGGGUGCGAGUGGUGCUUCGCUCGUUCCGACGAGCUGACUCGACACUUCAGGAAACACACAGGGGCCAAGCCCUUCCAGUGUGGUGUGUGUAACCGCUGUUUCUCCCGGUCUGACCACCUGGCUCUACACUCGAAGAAGCACCAGAGAUAGGGAAACCUACAUAAAUCAUAUUUUUUUAUUAGAUCUAAGUCAAAUGAAACAUUAUAUUUAAGUUAAUCUCAACACAAUACAAUUGUGACUGCAACAUGGGUGUCAGAUUUUCCAUGUAUUUAUUUUAGUAAAUACUGCCAUAGUUAGAUUUUUUUAGUAAGAGCUCAAAGGUGGAUUGAGUCAAGCUAUAAUGACAAACGAGCUACUUUUAGUAUCUCUAUGGUUUAUCUACAGCAGUUUCCCAAACCUCUGCUCAAGUAUCCCCAGCUAUUCCACGUAUUUGAUCUAUUCCGGUACUAGCACAUCUGAUUCAACCAAUCAUGUUUGACGAUGAGUUGACCAGUUGAAUCAGGUGUGCUAGUACUGGAAUAUAUCGAACAAGUGUAACAGUUGGGGGUACUCAAUGAGAGGUUUAGAAAAUGUAAACCCAGAUCUACUGUAUCAUCGCUUCCUUUUGGCACUGAAGGACAAUAUUUGACAAUGUAUUGCUAUUGACAUUUAGGUAUAACUACCUUCCAUUGCUGUAGACCGUGUACAAAGGGAAGUCGAAGUAUUUUUAAAUAUAUAUUGUUAAAAAAUAAUAUCAUGCAUUAUAUUGAUUAUACUGAUUUUCCAAGUGCCUUUUAAAGCUAGACUCCUUAGUUGCUACAUCCAUUUUUGGACUCAUAAAUGAAUGACAUAUAACCAUUGAUUCUUGAGGUAUAUAACUUAUAAAUGCCUCAUGAGCUUAGUUCAACUUGUUUUACUCCAAUGUUUGUAAACAGCAUAAAUGUGAAACACUGUAUAGCCUCCAAACAUGGUUAAAACUAUACAUUUGAUGUCAUGAAUGGUCAGUCCUUACAUCUAUGUCUAUGAAUUUGAGGUGUUACAUUUCUCCAGCCCAAUCCCUUCGAUUUUUAGCAAAACGAGCAGGAGUACGCUUUGUUAUUGUUUAAUUAAGGAUUCUACCUGUAAUGUUUUAUAAAUUAAUUAAAGAUGACGUGAAAGACCAGUCUGGUACACUGUAAAAACAACUUGAUUACUGCCUUUCUUGUCUAUACAAAAAUGUAAGAUACUGUAUGUACUGUGUGUUGUAAAUUUGA